AUGGGCACGAAGGAGAGGGCAAAAGAAAAAGGAGCCCAAGACGAACGACAAGAAAGAAGCAAGACAUGCGCAUGGCAAAGAUUCGCAUGGCCUUUUGGUCGUGAUGGCGAUGGCGACCGCGAACAUGGCUUUUACUUUUUUUUCUUUACAUGCAAGCAAGAGGGCCACGCUAUCGAAUCGGCUGUCCUGUGCCCGUUCUCUGUACAGGUCGAUCGAGCGAAGCGAGGACGAGUCGUUGGAAUUAGAUGUUGGAAGAUGGGCGAUGGCAUGGAGAAGAAGGAGGGAGCAAGGAGGGAGGACUGGAGUUGA
This is a messenger RNA of Microsporum canis CBS 113480, 309 nucleotides long. RefSeq lists its product as uncharacterized. The record is from RefSeq and is a predicted model, not a curated record. Bases 1 to 309 code for a protein of 102 amino acids. The transcript is spliced from 2 exons. Lineage: Eukaryota; Fungi; Ascomycota; Eurotiomycetes; Onygenales; Arthrodermataceae.